This is a messenger RNA of Suncus etruscus (white-toothed pygmy shrew), 1881 nucleotides long. It is a transcript of the gene IL23R, whose product is annotated as interleukin 23 receptor. Gene Ontology annotation, biological process: cytokine-mediated signaling pathway. The record is from RefSeq and is a predicted model, not a curated record. Gene Ontology annotation, cellular component: external side of plasma membrane; signaling receptor complex. NCBI's taxonomy places the organism in Eukaryota, Metazoa, Chordata, Mammalia, Eulipotyphla, Soricidae. Gene Ontology annotation, molecular function: cytokine binding; cytokine receptor activity. The coding region runs from base 1 to 1881 and encodes 626 amino acids. The transcript is spliced from 10 exons.
AUGAAUCAAUUGAUGACCCAAUGGGAUGUGCUAAUAGCCCUUUACAUAUUCUUCAGUUGGUGUCAUGGAGGAAUUACAACUAUAAACUGCUCUGGCCGCCUCUGGGUAGAACCAGCCACAAUUCUGAAGAUGGGCAUGAAUAUCUCUAUCUACUGCCAAGCAGCACUCAGGAACUGCCAACCAAGAGAUUUUAAUUUUUAUAAAAAUGGCCUCAGAGAAAGACUUCCUAUCACCAGGAUCAAUACAACAACAGCUCAGCUUCGAUAUUACAAUUUCCUGGAACCACACGCCUCUCUAAUCUGCACUGUUCGAUGUCCUGGAUACGUACAAGAGACACUAAUAUGUGGGAAAGAUGUUUCUUCUGGAUAUCCACCAGAUGUUCCUGAUAAGGUAACCUGCGUCAUUUAUGAACACACAGACAUCCUAACUUGUACCUGGAAUCCUGGGAGACCCACCUACAUAGACACCAAGUAUGUGGUGCAUGUGAUGAGUUUAGAGACCAAAGAACAACAACAAUAUCUCACCUCAAGUUUUAUUAACAUCUCCAUGGAUUCAUUACAAGGUGGCAAGGAGUAUUUGGUUUGGGUCCAAGCUGCCAAUGCCCUGGGCAUGGAGGAAUCAGAACAACUGCAAAUCCACCUGGAUGAUAUAGUGAUACCUUCUGCACCCAUCAUUUUGAGGGCUGAAGAUUUAAAUACUACAGUGCCCAAAACAGUCAUUCAUUGGUCUAGUCAAUCCACAAUGAAAAAGAUUUCUUGCGAAAUGAGAUACAAGGCCACAAAGAACCACACUUGGACAGUUAAGGAAUUUGACACCAAUUUUUCGUACAUGCAACAAUCAGAAUUCUACUUGGAGCCCAAUAUGAAGUAUGUGUUUCAGAUGAGAUGUCAAGAAACAGGAAAAAGGUACUGGCAGGCCUGGAGCUCACCCUUUUUUUAUAACACUCCUGAAAGAGAUCCCCAAUGGCUUCUGAACUCAUCCCACCUGGAGCUUCAAAAUCCUGGGCUUCUCAUUACUUCUGUCUCUAAAGGACAUUUUCUUUCAGACUCCAAGCAGCAGGACACAGUACUUUUCUCAGGAAUGAUCUUUUUUGCUGUUGUGUUGUCGAUUCUUUCUCUGAUUGGAAUCUUUAACAGAUCUCUCCGAACAAGAAUUAAAAGAAAACUUUUGUGGCUAAUACCAAAGUGGCUUCAUGAAGAUAUUCCGAAUUUGGGACACACUAAUGUUCUGAAGUCACUACAGGACAAAAGCGAACUUCUAAAUAAUAAUUUCAGCAACCAGAUUCUCUAUGCUGAUCCUGUGGUUACAGAGAUAGAAUGUGUUGAACAGAAGCCUGUUGGCUACACACAGGAAAAUCAUUCAGAGACAGGAGACUGUCUGCACCAGUCACUACUCACCCAUUCUACAGUGGAGUAUAUUCCUGAGAUCAAUGUAGGUUACAAACCUCAGAUUUCCAAUUUCCUCACCAGAAGAAACCAUCUCAGCAAUAAUGAUGAAGCAAUUUCUCCAACUCUGAAGCCACAAACUGAUUCCUUCGACCUGGGAAAGAACAUCAGGAUGAAAAAGUAUCCUGAUUUUGCAUUGUCUGGUUCUAAUAUGAAUCCUCUCAACAGCUCACUGUUUCUGGAAGAGUUGGAUCUUAUUUUAAACCCAGGAGAAUGCAGCCCUUUGGACAAACAAGACUCAAUAGGAGAUUUGAAGACCUCCAAGCUUUCAGAAAAUGCUUCACCCAAUGAAUCUAUUCCAGAACAAACCCUGCUACCUGAUGAAUUUGUCUCUUGCUUGGGGAUUAUGAAUGAGGAGUUGCCAUCUCUUCAUUCUUAUUUUCCACAAAAUAUUUUGGAAAGUCAUUUCAAUAGGAUUUCAUGCUUAAAGAAGUAG